Molecule: messenger RNA, 954 nt
Organism: Pediculus humanus corporis (human body louse)
Lineage: Eukaryota; Metazoa; Arthropoda; Insecta; Psocodea; Pediculidae
Exons: 3
Coding region: 1-954 (317 amino acids)
Source: RefSeq, a predicted model, not a curated record
AUGAGUGCGAAAAGUUUAUAUUGUUUCGUAUGUGACAUAGCUGUCACAAAUAGAUAUUUUUCAUUAGCUACUUGCAGAACACAAUCAUCAAAAAAAAAAUUAGUUGAAAAAUUGGGUUAUUUGGUCGGAGAUCAAUACAUGAUAGUCAUAACAGAAGAUGAUGUCAUUUGCAGAAGUUGUGCUAAUCUCAUGAACACAUUAGAUCGAUUAGAAGUUGAAAUAGGUUCCGUCAAAAGAGUUGUUCUUAGAUUUUUAGAAAGAAAAUAUUCAUUAGAAGAAGGAGAAUUGCUAAAUCAAAAAUCUGAUAAUCAAUUAAUGCCAGAGACUGAAAAAAUUAAUAAUCCUACAUUUAUGGUAAGGAAAAAACAAGCCGAACAAGAAUUUGAAAAUGAUACUGAAUGCAGUGCAGAUGAUCCUAGAUCAAGAAUUUGGAUGCAAUGUGACAAAUGUCAAUACACUACAAAUUACACAUCAUUCGUUAAAAAUCACAUAAGGGGUGAAAUUUGUCUCAACUGCGAAGCCCCCACCAAAAACGGAAUGUGCACCGAAGAUUGCAUAACGAAAUCGAAUGUGGAAAAUGUUGUCGUCCAAGAUCAAAAUGAGAAAACAUAUUCGGAAGCAAUGGAACUUAUAGUGAACAAUAUGAGUUUUUUAAAUGGAGAAAACGAUGAGACAUUUUCAUUGAUACAAGAUCCAAAUAUUCAAGGUAAAUUAGAAGUGGCUUUUAAUGUUAACGAAUCGAGUGAUGAUGUUAACGUUGUGGGAGAAAAUAAAACUGAAGAAAAAGAAGAGAAACCUGCUUUAUACCUUCAAGUUGUCAACGAAGAUGAUGAAGAUUUUGAUAAUAGUAAUGUGAGACAGGUAUUAACUGUAACCGGUGAUGGUGCUGUCGAAAUGAUGGAAGUCAUGUGGAAUGAAGAAACAAAUAGUCCGGUCGCUGAAAUCCCUUUUUAA